Molecule: messenger RNA, 812 nt
Organism: Melampsora larici-populina 98AG31
Lineage: Eukaryota; Fungi; Basidiomycota; Pucciniomycetes; Pucciniales; Melampsoraceae
Source: the annotation of a RefSeq genome assembly
GAUGAAGUGUGCUCGGGUGGUGAAAAUAUCAAUGUAGCUGUGAUAUGGCAGACGAGGGGAUAUUAUAAAAAGGCGACCCCUACGUUUGUCUUUUUGGAUUCCUUAUCGAAUAUACUUUACCCAAAAUCAUCAGAAUCUUCUUUUCGUCCACACGACUUUUUGUAGCGAAAAUGCGUUUGGUGAUAUUUUUCUUAGCUAUUUUGGUGGCUAUGGGAUCUAUCUUAGCUGCCUCUAUUGCGUCAACCGAAGACCUCGAUGCUGACCACCAUGUCCGUUCACGCCGGGCCCCAAAACCUCAUCAAAAAAGGCGGAGUAGUGAUGAUAAGAAAAAGACGACCGAGACACACAAGAGCAAGAGCAGUCCGACGUUGCAGGCACCAGAACUAGGUAAUGGUAAUGUUGGUCCAGGCAUUGAGGUAUCGGGACCAGAGCAAAGGUCAUGAUUCUUUUGGAAAUUAAACAAAAAUGUGGACUUGAUAGAUACAUCUUUCUUUUCUAAAUCAUCAUCUUCAUAUACAAUUAGUUUUCUUUUCUUUUAGUUAUACAGAUCUUCUUUACACCUUGGUUACAUACUUAGGAAUCUUUUCUUGUCUCGUCUUUUCUAUGUUGAUGACUUUCAUUUUACCAAACAUAUCCUGUACUUGAUUUCAUGUCGGAUCAAUAUUGGUACACCAUUUCUUGUCACUAUUGCUCUGAGUCUUGAAGGUCUAUUGUUGUUUUAGUAUGUUUAGCGGCUUUGUUGAUUUCACUCUCAUUUAGUCUCUUCUGGUAUCAUCAGUGAUUUCGUAUCUCUCGUGUUCUCCAUCAGCCCA